AUGGCAUUAAAGCGCAAGCAGCCAGGUGACACGAGCGAACUGGAGAAUGUCUUCCGCUCAGCCCCCAUCGAAGAUCGAUCGUCCAAAUUUAUCGGAUAUUUCUCACCCACGCUCACUCCGAAAGAGCUGCAAGAGCUAGCAGAGAUUCAAGGUGCAUCACAUAAAAUCCUGGGCUGGCGACGCGAAAGCAAUCAACAAUCGAUCACCAAGGCGACGCGCUACAUAACAGGCUCGGACGACGAUGGAGAGAAGUACGGCGGGAAAAAGGUUGAAAAAGUGUUAGAGCUGUCGCGUGCUGUUGGUGCAUGUGUUGUCGCGAGAUGGUAUGGAGGCGUUAUGCUCGGCCCAGCACGGUUCACUCAUAUUGAGACAUGCGCGCAAGAGGCCAUUCACCGGUGGGAGGACCAUCAAGUUGAAGAACGUGCCAAAAGACAGAAAAUUGCCAAUGAAGAAGCGGAACGUGGUCGGCUUGUGAAAACUUUGGAGGAUAGGGACAAUAGCAUAGUUGUACUGCGCACGCUUGCGUUGGAGAAAGAGCAGGCAGUCACAGCUGAAAAACCAUCAAGUACAGAGCAGACAUCAAAAUCAGCUGUCACAGCAUCUCGAACGCAGGUACAACAUACUCCAGACUACGGUGCCAUGCAAUUGGAACGACUGAGAGCGCUGGAUAAGGCUCGCGACGCUACGCUCUCAUUCCUGCUGAAGCGCAUUGAUAAAGCUGAAGCAGCGCUUGCUGCGAGCAAAGCGGCCUCCGUCGAAAAGCCUCCAUAA
Molecule: messenger RNA, 771 nt
Organism: Dissoconium aciculare CBS 342.82
Lineage: Eukaryota; Fungi; Ascomycota; Dothideomycetes; Mycosphaerellales; Dissoconiaceae
Product: ribosomal protein S5 domain 2-like protein
Exons: 1
Coding region: 1-771 (256 amino acids)
Biological process (GO): regulation of translational initiation
Cellular component (GO): cytoplasm
Source: RefSeq, a predicted model, not a curated record